Molecule: messenger RNA, 3822 nt
Organism: Magallana angulata
Lineage: Eukaryota; Metazoa; Mollusca; Bivalvia; Ostreida; Ostreidae
Product: cell surface A33 antigen-like
Exons: 11
Coding region: 94-1377 (427 amino acids)
Source: RefSeq, a predicted model, not a curated record
CGGGGUUAAGGUCAAAACAUUCCUACACACCGCUAACCGCCAUGUUAUUUUGAAUAUCCAGAAGUAGGAAGUAUUUUCGUAAAAUUGAAAAUCAUGAAGCUUGCGUUGGUGUGUGCAGUUCUACUAUAUUUCACUUCACUUGCAUCUGCCCAGAACAUUCAGAUACAAGCCCAACCACAAACGAUCAACUUUAGGGAAAAUGAUAUGGUCAUUGUGUGCUCCAUCACUAACCCUUCACAACUCAAUGCAGUGUACUCCAUACAGUUACAGAGGAACUCUAGUACAACAUUUGAAACUCUAGUGUCAGUAGCUAAUGGACUGACACCACCUUUACAAUGGAAGGACUCUGCAUUACGGAACCGGGCCACUGCCACUGGGAGCGUAGACUCUCCAAGCACUGCACAGCUGAGAUUAACAAUAGACAAAAACAGCGUGCAGUGUCCUACUGACUUCAAGAUGUACAUGUGUAAAAUAUCUGCCUUUAGUAAUGUUGCGUCAGAGACAGUCACACAGGAGACAAGUCCAGUCCCUAUAUCUUACAUAAUCAAGCCAGCUGUGAUUGAGAUGCCACGGGUGAGGAUCCUGAAUUCAUUCUCUGAUACUCCAAAUCGACAGUUUCCUGUUGGAACUGCAAUUCAGUUAACCUGUCAAGGAGAGGUUGGAAGUGACGCAAGCAGUACAAUUAGAUGGUGUGCCCAAAGGGCCAAUGAAAUGAUGUUCACAGGAUUGCCCCAAACCCCGAUCCACUCUGAGGCCUCUCAAUCAGGGUGUAUGUUCACACGGUCCAGUACCAUCACUUACAACCUGACCAAUGAUGACACAUUUACAAGGUUCUUGUGUGAGUCUGGAGAUACUGGAAUGUGUGGCACAGGGACCGCCAUACAACAUGUCAACAUCACCAUCGAAGGAUCUGGAAACACCAACCCUCGUACAGCAGAUGAUACCUCAGACGCUGGUAUCAUUGCCGGAGGUGUAAUCGGAGGACUGGCGGCUCUCAUACUGAUUAUCCUCCUUGUCUACUUCCUCGUCUUGCGGAGAAAAUCUGAUGGAGAAUCUUCCACUCCUCCACCCAUAGAUGACAGAACGAAGGAAGAUGUGCCAGGGUACAAUGGACCAGCUAACCCGGAGGGACCAGUUUACAGUGUUCCCGUCAAAGACAACCCACCACAUGAAAGACAGGAAUUGCUUGAGGAGAGAGAAGAGGACGACCACAGAGUGAAUGGAACCACCCAGGAGCCACGAAGAGAGCUGCAUUACGCUGACCUUGACAUAGCGACCCAGCCCCCGGGGACCAAGGUCAAACCCAAGCCCCGCCCUCGACAUGAACCAAGCAGCACAGAGUACGCAAGUGUAACGUUCGGCGGCAGUGCUGUGUAAAAGUCCCGUUUAGUUCAACUCGCGCGACCAAAGUCUUUGAAAAUAUUUAUUGUUACAAACUUUUUCUGUAAGUUUACUUUGCAUAAGGGAAAAAUCUGAACGAUUGGCUCAGGAUUCUAUGCAGAAUAUUAAUGUUGAAAUGCAGUAGCCAGCAUAUAUCUGUCCACUACAAUAUAGACUGAUCGUCAUAACAUUAGAUUUAUUUGCAUGUUGUCUUGUUAAUGCAUGGUGCAGCAUUUGUACUCCGUAGACCUAUACUGCCUUUUCAUACUUUUCUGUAUCUUAUAUAAGAUAUACAUGUUGGGUCUUGGACCAAAACAAAAAUUGGUGACAAGAUUUAUAUUUUUAUUUUCUGUGAUGUAGAAGUUUUUUAUCUUUUUCAUUUGAAAAGAUAAUCCCUGGUUGUGUUAGAAAUUCCAAAAUCAGGAUCUAUUUUUCUAUGCCAACAUUAUUGUCAAAGUUUUUCAUGUCAUGAAUUUAAAUAUACAAUGCAUGUAUCAAGGUAUAAUUUACAGUAAUCAAUAUUUCUAAAAAAAAAAAUUGGCACAAAUAUUUUUACCUAUUCUACAUGUAGUACUAUGCAGACCCUUAUUGUUAAAUUAAUCAGGAUUAUUAAGUUGUUACAACUUCCAGACCAUAGUGACUUUAUUUAUAUUUUAUAUGUUACAACAAGCAUCAGAGGUAUACCGUACAUAUUUUUGUUUUUUACUUUGUCAGCUGUAUGUACAUGAAUAUUAUUAUAAGCAGGUGUGAUCUUGUGAUACUUGCCAUGUGGUUAACAGUUUUAUGAACUUAAAAAUAACAAAUAAUUAAAUUAGUUAACACUGCAAUCCCACCUUUUGUGAGUUCAUAAAAAUUAAAUUUUUUAAAUUUUUAAAAAAGAAUUGAACAAAAUAUUUAUCUUUGUUUAUACAUAUCACACUUUUGAUAACAUUUUUUAAACUAUUUUUUGCUGUUAAAUAUACUGAAAAUCAAAAAUUUAAAUAGAUGUUCUGAUAUUUUUUAGAGAAGAUCCAGAGCUACAUUUUAAAUAAACUGAACAAGAAUAUUAUUUUAAAAGAUUCAGUGCUUGUUCAUAUACCAGUAAACGUUUACACAUACCUGUAGUUUCUUUUCUUGGAGAUGAAUAUUUAUUGAUAAUAUACAGGAGAAAGAACAAAAUAUGGUUUAUACACAUCACCCUCUAUAGAUUAAAUCCUAUACACCCUGCAGAACAAUUAUAGCUCGCCAUGAAACCUAUGAUUAAAUUCCACCCUGCAGAACAGCUAAGGCUCGCCAUGAAAACUUCAACUAAGCUCAAACACUUGUUAUGAUUCUCACGUGGCCUGACAUUUCUGUAAAGUUUAUUAAAAAUUUUAUUUUCUACACAGCAAAGUAAAUUGUAUUUUUGAUACAAAUUAUAUAUUUUACUUAUAUUGGAGGUGAAAUACGCCUAGCAAAGGUUUUGUAGAUAAAUAUAUUUUUGUGUCCAGUUUAGAGUUUCUGUCCCGAGUUUGGCAUUCCUUUAUGCUCUUGUUUAUCAAUUAUUCCUAUGAAAUGAUUUUGUCCAUUUGUUAUUCAGUAUGAAUUUAGAAUUUCUUUUUUUACAACCCACAAGGUUUUUAGUUAUCUUAUUACAUGAAGUUUUAACAUACUUUUCGAUUUUAUUGUAUGAAUGACCUUCACCAACUUUGAUAUCCCAUGUCCAUAUAAGUACAACCAGGGUUGUCUCUAAAAAUUGAAGUAGAAGGAAGAAAUAAAAAAGAAGAAGGGGGUCUUGGGGUCUAGCUUAUAGCUAGAUUGUGUUUGGAAUGCAAAAGUAGCGGGGUAAAUAAAUCACUUUAGGCGGGGGAAUUCCCCGCCCCCCGGGUCUUAGAGACAACCCUGACAACGAUUAACAUACUGUAGAAGCACAUAUUUUCGUAAGAUCAAAAUUUCGUUGUUUUCAAAUGAAAUAAGAUUUUGUUGGCAUUUAAUUUUGUCAUAUCAUAAUCUCUUUGUAACCAUGAAUAAUUGGGUGAUAAAUUCGUCAUGGAUUUAAUUUUGUUGAUUUAUACUGCCAACGAAAAUAAAUCAUAAUUCAUAAACGAAUAUUUCUGCUUCAACAGUACUUGUUUGACCCUUGAAUAUGUAGAAUAUAUAUAGUUAUUUAUCAUCGCAUUCAUGAUCUACUUUGUAUUUCAUCUUCUGUCAAAUUCAUGUCCAACGAAAUGACAAAAUGCAUUCAGUGUGUAAGUCUUGUGUACUAGAGAGCAUUAGAUCAAAACGAGUUUGAUUUUGAUUCUAGUAUUGGUGCUAUGAUCUCGGAACGUUUGUCUUAUUGUUCUCACUGAUCAAGCAGUGUGCAUGAUUUGUGUGUUUCCCACAUAUUGUAUAUUUAUGUAAAAUGUUGACUUCAUGGUUCUGUUAUUAUUGGAAAAGAGAAUGUAUUUUUCCACCAGAGAAAAUAUUAAAUUAAAAAACAAA